CGUUUUAGCUGCCGACAGCGGGAGACACGAAGCCGCUUGUAGCCUUUUCUUCUGCCGGCUGUUCAACCGCUGCAACUGUCAAAUUAUCCAGCGAUAUAGUAGUGUACAUAAGCUAUAUAAACGUGACUCUUCAAAAUGCCGCGGGGCGGGAAAAAGGGCCACAAGGGCAGAGGAAAGCAGUUCAGCAAUCCUGAGGAGAUUGACCGACAGAUGAAAGCGCAGCGAGAGGCGGAAGCAAAUGCCGGUGCAGAGAAAGAAAGCUCUGAGGAGUCAGAGGAGGAGAGCAGCAGUGACGAAGAGUCUGAUUCCAAGAGAAGGAGCGGAGUGGAGGGGCUUAUAGAAAUUGAGAAUCCCAACCGUGUGUCUCAGAAGAACAAGAAGGUGGCUGAAGUAGACGUCACUGCUCCUAGAGAGCUGUCCCGCAGAGAGAGAGAGGAGAUAGAGAAGCAGAAAUCAAAGGAACGUUACAUGAAGCUCCACCUUGAGGGGAAGACCGAUCAAGCCAAGGCCGACCUGGCCAGACUCGCCAUUAUAAAGAAACAGAGGGAGGAUGCUGCCAAGAAGAGAGACGAACUCAGGAAAGAAAAAGAUGCUGAAGAAGCCAAAGGAAAGCGCUAGUCCUUCACCUCAAGGCUUCAACAUGCACAUCAGUCUCAGAGGGUUGGAGAAAGAUGGGGGGAAAGAGGGAGAUCUGGAGAGAGGAGAACAGGGAGGGAACCAAUACAAGUGGCGUCAGAUCAGGGGUGCUCCAGAGCUCCUGUCCCUCAUUUUAAAUCAGAGGGGAGUGGGUCUUCAUGACAGUGUGGUCAGGACAGGGAAAACGGGUGAAGCAAAGUAAGAUGAAGAGGAAUGCAACAUUUGGGAUGCCUCUGAUUUUAGUUUGAAAAUUCCUCUCUAUGUUUUAAGAGGAGACAAUCACAGGUUUUCCAAGUGCUUCAUAGCCUCUUUACUCUUCAUCACCCACCAGGGUUUUAAUUCUAAAGCUGCUGAAGUCAUUUUCCAUUCCUUUUGAUUACUACAUUUUUACAGUAAUUGCAUUGUAUUUUUACCUAAAUAAAUAAUACAAGUUUACUUAUUGACUGAACAGGUAACACAGAGGGCGUGCAUGAGGAUUUCUUGGGUGCUUCACUUUUUCUUCUAUCUAGCCUAUUUUUUGUAAUAAAAAAAGGCAAGCCAUUGACAAAUGGAGAAAAGAACAUUAUUUAGAAGAUAAACUGAUAUAUAGGAAAUAUACCGUGUAGUUUAGUAUUUUGUUCCGGGUCAAAAAAUGGCAUGCAGCACCACAGCUACAUCUUUCAUGAGUGUGGCUGUGUGGAUAUAAGACAUUAGAAUAAUUUUCUAAAGAGUUUUCCUUUCACACCAUCCAAACAUGAUUUAAAUGUUCAGCUUUUCCCACAGUUCUUUGUCUCAGCACAUGUUUUGCCUUAUUUUCAGGCCCCCUCUUCUUUUUUUUUUUGAGAAUUGGCAAUUUACAGAGUUGGAAGACAUAGCUUUUCAUUCUACAAUAUCACCUGUAGAAAGUAGUGGAAGUUUAGUUUCUUUUGGUUCAAAGGUACACCUCUCAUCCAUGAAUUAUUUCUGUCAGAAGUUCAAAUUCACUUCAAAAUGUGUCUUGUCAUCCUUUGCUUAAAGCACCAGGAAUAUUACUUGAAUUGCCUAAAAUAAGUAUGAGUUUUUGGUUUUGUUAAGUUGUCAAACAUCAGUGCUGGAAAGCAUGGUCUUAAACUGCCUCAGUAACUGUGGCCUUCCUCGCCCUGUUUCUGAUGGGAUCCUCAGUGGCUCUGAAGGAGGGAUUGCGUCUUCUGUUGCCUUGUCAAAGUUUACAUAAGACCAGUUCACUGUCUUUCUCCUCUACCGGACCUCUUUCACAGCAGACGCUCUUGACGUGUCAUAGCAGUAAAAGCAGUUGUAAUUCGUAAUAGUAACAAUGGCAGUGUUACAUUGAGGUGUCGCUGCUUCAGAGCCGUGCUGUUGUGCAUGUUUGCUUUCUAACACUUGCUGUUCUUAGUUCCACCUGCACAUUUCCUGCUAUGAAAGGUCAAAUUGCCUGCUGUGAAAAAGCUCUAUAAAAGUGCUAUAAAACCUACGGUUAAGUCACUAGAUACACUUAAAUCUGAUGCAAUCCAGCACAUCAGCACCAUUAAAUGUUAAAUGUCUCGAAAAAGAGCAGACCGCUCAACUCCUCUCUGAUGGUUUAAAGUAAAACAACAUUAUACACUUCACUGACAUGGGAUUUGAAGCAGGGCAUUGGUAUUUGGUUUAGACUGCGCAGGUGUACAUAAUAUACUGGUUAACUCAGCAUGUGGUGGAUUUGGAAAUUCCUUGGUCAGGAAAACAGUAUUCCCUAUAAUAAUAAAAAUAAUAAUAAUAUGGAAUUUACUAUAAAGAACAAACUGUUGCAACCACAAAGUGUGAGAAAUGUAGCCACAGCAUAAAAGUGAAUUCCUCAGUUUUCCAUCAUGUAUUUGAAGUCAUUUUUAAAAAUAAAUUCAUUAAUAAAUAAAU
Scomber japonicus (chub mackerel) is the source of this 2505-nucleotide messenger RNA. It is a transcript of the gene pdap1a, whose product is annotated as pdgfa associated protein 1a. The record is from RefSeq and is a predicted model, not a curated record. NCBI's taxonomy places the organism in Eukaryota, Metazoa, Chordata, Actinopteri, Scombriformes, Scombridae. Gene Ontology annotation, cellular component: cytosol. The coding region runs from base 136 to 618 and encodes 160 amino acids. Gene Ontology annotation, molecular function: RNA binding. The transcript is spliced from 6 exons.